AUUAGAUAUUUCUUAAUGAUGGAAUGAGAAAAUUUUAAAGGAGAGUGACAUCAUGAACUGCUAAAUGUAAGAGUGAUUCCUUCUGAUAAGGAGUCCAGAAUGAAAGUUAGUAAAUUAUCAACACAAGCAACAGAUUUAGAAAACAAUAUUUUUAAGCUCUCAAAGUGUAAUAAAUUAUCAAAAACAAAAUCUACAGAUAAAACUCGUAACAUAAAAAAGACAAAUAUAUUAAAAAGCUUAGAUUGUGUAAAAGCCAUUAAGAAAUCUAAAAAGGAAAAUAUCAAAUGUGUUGUGACAACAGGAAAGAAAAGAAAGUGUUCAGAAACAAAUGAACAUAAUUCUAAAUCUAAAGAGUGUAAGAGAUUUGCAAACAAUGUUAAUUAUUCAAUAAAGGAAAAUAUUAAAAAACAGUUUAAUGAUACAGACAAGUUAAAACUUCAUAACUAUUCAAAAUCUGCAAAAGAAUGCAAAUAUCAAGAAAAUUCAAAGAAAAAAGCAAAAUUAAAACAACAAAUUUUAAAUGUUAAAAACAGUAAAUUUAAAAAGCAACAUCAUUCUAAUGUUACUAAUGAGAAGAAACAAAAAUCUCAUUCAAAAGGUUUAAAAGAAAAGAAAGGAAAAUUAAGCAAGCACAAAGAUCAUAAUUUGAAAUUGAACAAAAAAUCAAAAAUGAAAAGAAAUCAUUUAAAGGAGUCUAAACAAAGUUGUUUGAAUAUUCAAAAUAAAAUUUCAAAUAAAUCACUUUAUGAACAAUUAAGUAAAAUGAAACUUUCAAGUGGCAGUUCCUCAGAUAAAGAUGUACCUAUUAAAAAGAAAAAAGAAGUUAUAUGUAAUGGAUCAUUAUAUAGUCCUGUUAAGAAAACUUAUAAAGAAAAACAACAAAAUUUUAUUCCAAACAAAAAAUUAAAGUGUAGAACUUUUGAAGAAAAUAUACCACCUCAAGAAAAUUUGUCUAGUGUUUCUUCAACCAAGACUACGCCAACUUCGACAUCUCGUUGUCACCGUGUGGCUAGUUUAAAUGCAAUAGCAAAAGUGCAUAUAUUAUUUGAGAAUGAAUUCAGAAACUCUAGUAACAAUGAAAAAAAGGAAGAUACAAAAAGAAAACUUUCUACCUCAUUUUUAAAACAUAAUGUUGCAGCACCUAAACAAGAAUUAGAUAAAAAAGCAGGAAAAGAAAUUAAAACAAAAGUACAUGGAAAGAAAAAUGCACAGCAAACCAAAAAUAUGAAUAUUGUUUCAACAGAUAAAGGAGAAGAAUUAAAUAAAGAAAAGUCAGAAGAAAAUGAUUUGAAUGGCACACGAAGGAGUAAAAGAAUGGCAAGUAUGAAUGCACAAGCAAUAUUAGCUGUUACAUGUUCUUUAAGACCAAGAAGAAAAAGUAAUAAAGUGGCUAUACCAGAACAUAUUUCCGUUUCAAGUACAGAAAGUGACAUGACUGAAAUACAAGUAAAAUGGUCAUCAGAAAAAGUACACCAAGAAGUGAAUAAUAAAUCAAAUUCUUCCACAUCAUAUCAUCAAAGUAAAGUAGUUAUUAUGGGUGUUAGAAGCACUAGAACACUCAAAGCAGAUCAAUUGAAUAACCAUUUAAAAGAUAUGAAAAAAAGCAAAUCUAAAUUAGGAAAGAAAAAGCCUGUCAGAAAAGAUGACGACAACUUAGUACAAAAUAACUUAUGUAGUUAUCAUGCAGUUGCAUCUAAUAACAACAUGGCAGUUAGCAGAUUGGGUCUUACCAAAUAUACAAAAGUUACUAAAGUGCACAUAAAUACUAAAGGAAUGGACUUGAAAUCUCCAGAAGAUUCAAACCUUCAUGAAAUAGAACAAGGAGAAAUGGCUGUUAUGAGCACUUAUCGUUAUCAGACAAAAGACAGUUGCUAUCACCACUGGCGAACCAUGUUUAGCAAACCAGUGCCUGGUCAGCUAUCUAACCAGACAGAUGCUGACUGUAGUGGAUGUUAUUUAACUAAUCCAACACAUACAUAUUCAUAUCCAGCAAAUUCUGGUUCAUUAUCCAUUCCAGGUGUUGGUGCAGAUGAAGCAAGAGAUUGUUGCAUAAAUGGUUGUGAUCCAACUUCUUCAGUGCCAUGUAAUGUGGAUAGAUGUAACUGUCAACAAAAUGAUCCCUAUUUCCAACGAAUAAUUGAUCCCUUCUGUAAUAAUAAAUCUGUUUAUCCUGCACAGCCAUCUUGUCUUACUCUUCAGCAACAGAACUCAAAUUUAACUUGUUGUUCAGGAGAACAAAGUGUACCACAGGAAACUCAUCAUGCUAGCACAUGUACGAGACAGGAAAGACUUUGUUCUGUAGACCAAUGUCAUCAACAAUUAUCUAAUUUUCAGACACAUUAUACAGAUGCAUCAAAUCCAAAUAAUCAGUCUUGCCAACAGACAUAUCCAAAUAGAUAUUCAUACAAUGUCCAUUGUCAUCGAGCCUGCCAACUGCAUAAAUUUUCAUUUCCGUGUCAUGGCUGUACAACCCCAAACCAUAUCCAUAGGUCUCAUUUACACUCCUGUUUGAAUUACCAAAAAGCACUUUCGUCUCAUAGCCAAGAUAUAUGUCCUCCUGCACCUCAUUCUCCUAAUCCACCACUUGCAGCUCCGACUUCAGAUUCGGCAGCUUCUCUAGCAGCAAAAGUACCAAGACCGGAAUUAUUAAUGCCACAGGAAGCAAACCUUCCAACCGAAGGAAAGCUUUCAAUCGAAGAUGGAAGUUAUAAAUAUUGUUUAGUUUGUGAAAAUGACAGAAAUAUAAAAUGUGUGCCUUCAAGUAGAUCAAGCCUUUUGAAUCAGGAUUCUCUAAAUAAUUCUGAAUCAUUAUACUUUAAUUCUACAACAGCAGAUAAACAACGAUUGAGAUCAAUAGUUGAAGAUAUUCAAUUAUCACAGAGUGGGAAAAUAAAUAAUUGUAAAUUUACAAAUGAAAAAGUAAAUAAGAAGCAUCAACUUGAAAAUAAACAUCCAUCCCGAAAAUCUUUCAAAUUUCUGAAAUUGAAUCAAAAAUGGAGGCGAUCCGAAAGCCCAGAAGAUGAUAUUCCAUUGUGCAAUUUGAACAAGCAGCAAGUGUCAACAGGCUUCUCGCAGUUGGAUAAUGGCACGGUUAAUGAAGAUUUACAAAAAUCUACAAAAAGGCAUAGAAAACAAACAUUAUCUAAAUUUUCAAAUCAUAAAAAGCUGUGCAACAAAGAUUCAGAUAGUACAUGUGUUAAAUUAAAGAAAUUAGAAGAAAUUAUACCAAAGUUAACAUUACACUCUUCCAUUCCUAGAAGAAUUGGAAAAACAAAAUAUUCAAAUGGAUGGUCGUGGGAAGGCGAACCUUUUGAAAAACUAGUCUUGUUAAAUAACGAUGAUAUACCCCGUCUCAGGAAAUGUUAUUCUGCAAUGCGUCAUGUAGAAGGUGAUGUUAUAAGAGUUCGGGAUUGUGUGUUACUAAAGUCUGGACCUCGCAAAGCUGAUCUGCCUUAUGUAGCAAAAGUAGUUGCAUUGUGGGAAAACUUUGAAGAUGGUGAAAUGAUGCUCAGUUUGUUAUGGUAUUAUCGGCCUGAACAUACAGAUCAAGGAAGAAAGGCACAUCAUAUGGAAGAUGAAAUAUUUGCUUCCAAACAUAGAGAUAUAAAUAGUGUAGCAUGUAUUGAAGAUAAAUGUUAUGUUUUAACUUUUGGUGAAUAUUGCAGAUACCGUGCCUGGCUUAAAAUGUUAGAAGAAGGUACGAGACCAAAAGUUUCACCCGUACCAGAUAUGGAAGAGUGUUAUAUUCGUAAAGAUAGACUUCCACCUGGUAGAGUCUCUUCAGAAAUGAUUUUUUUCUGUCACAAAGUGUAUGAUUUUCGCCAAAGACGCAUAUUGAAGAAUCCUACAUGAACAGUGUAAUUAUAUUGGUUCUUGUUUCCUGUGAGAAUAUAUUUAUCAUAUUUCUUAUUUGUGACAUUUGUCACUAGAAGAAGAAAUAUAUUCAAUUUGAUGAAACUGUAAGCUUAUUUUAAGAGCUUCGUGUUUUUUGAGAGGGGUAACAAAUAUAAAAAUGUCCACCAAAAGAAAAUUAUAUCAAUUUUUCUAAAUGAAAAAUAAAUUCAUAAAUAAUUGCAGAAUGGCAAUGAAAGCAAAGUACUGUCAAACGAUAUCAAGCAGAUAUUGUUUGCAAAGGUUUGGUGGAACAAAUUAUUCAAAGAAGUAGAUUAAUUUAAGAAUGAAUUUAUUUAUUUAAAUAUUAAAAGAUAUCAAUCUAGAUUGUCUUGUACAGUAUAUUGGCCAAAUCUUAAAAAAAAAAGAAAAAAAGAAAAAAAUUGUUCACUCAUAAUUACUAAACUAUCAUUAAUUUAAUUGUUGAGAAAUAUUCUAGAAACUGCACUUGAUGAGCCUCAUCACUUUUAAUUGUUAUUGUUGUUUGUGAUUCAUAGUGAUACAGUGACCUGUAGUAUAUGUAUUUUUUAGCAGAUAUACAGUUUAGGAUUCAAAGAUUUACAAAAAAGGAAUAUAACUUUCUUGUUAUAAUUUUUUUUUCUUUUUGGUAAAGAUAUAUUUAAAUAUGUAAACUACCUAAAAGCAAAAAAAAGAAUAUUUUAAACACUAUUUCACUGUCAGAACAGAAAAAUUAUGGCUUCCAUUGAGUACCAACAUUGUAUUAAAAUAUGCAGUCUGCCAAAUUUGAAUCCAUCUUUCUCAUUUACUAUAUAUUUAAUCGAUACACCCACUUCAAAUUGUAAAUUUUAUUAAAAACAUGAACAGAAUUUCAUUAAAUUGCAUAAAUGGAUUGCUUUUAAGUAGUUUACAUACAUAUUUAUAUUAGUGUCUUUGUAAUGCCAAACUAGUCUUUGUACUUUAUUCGAUAAAGUUAUAUAUUAGGAAUGCACCUGGGAACAUUUUUAUAGUAGUCACUCUUCACAUGUAUCAUUUAAAAUACUGUAUCUUUGCUGAUAAAAUGAAAAAAAAAAAUUAUAUCAGUAAUUCUUUAAAAAUUAUAGUUUGCAUCUAGUAAAUAUGAAAAUCUAUUAUAGUAACUAUUGGAAUUUUAGUAAUGAUAUUCAUCCUCAUAUCACCAGCAUCAAUAAUUAUGUUAAAAGAUGUUUCUUAUUUUGCAGAGUUUUUUGCCCAUUCCACUCUGUUGACUAUUCUAUCAUUAUUUUUGUUUUUUAAUUUUAUAUUUACAUUCCUUUCAAAACAUCAUUUUUAAUCUUCCAUUAAAUUAAUACAGUUAUUAUAGUUAUAUAUAGUAGUGCCUCAUUAUAUAUACAGUGAUAAAAAAAUAUCUUUGUCCAUUGUCCAUAAUUAUAUUCCUGAUUGAAAGUUUUUUUUUCAAAAAUUUGGUUUGCAUAACAUAAGAAAAAAAGUUACUGCUGUAAAACUAUUUGUACAAAUCAAACCGAAUUGUAAUAAUCAGAAUAUAAACUUGUGUAUGCUUUUUUCUUUAAUUGUCAUUUCCAGAUGAAAAGAAUCAUCGGAAACAGGAAAAAAAAGGCACGAUAUCCUUGCUACGAAUUCUUUUUCUGUAUACUUCUACAUUACUGUGGAUGGAAGAUUUCUGUAGAUUCGGUCAGCUGUGUUGGUAUAUAAUAGAAUGUUGUAUUUGAAUAUUAUCUCUGA
This is a messenger RNA of Centruroides sculpturatus (bark scorpion), 5571 nucleotides long. RefSeq lists its product as uncharacterized. Lineage: Eukaryota; Metazoa; Arthropoda; Arachnida; Scorpiones; Buthidae. Gene Ontology annotation, molecular function: chromatin binding. The record is from RefSeq and is a predicted model, not a curated record. The coding region runs from base 100 to 3852 and encodes 1250 amino acids. The transcript is spliced from 5 exons.